This is a messenger RNA of Hevea brasiliensis (rubber tree), 1661 nucleotides long. Its product is annotated as AT-hook motif nuclear-localized protein 24-like. Gene Ontology annotation, molecular function: minor groove of adenine-thymine-rich DNA binding; DNA-binding transcription factor activity. The transcript has a single exon. The record is from RefSeq and is a predicted model, not a curated record. The coding region runs from base 524 to 1414 and encodes 296 amino acids. Gene Ontology annotation, biological process: vegetative to reproductive phase transition of meristem. Gene Ontology annotation, cellular component: nucleus. Lineage: Eukaryota; Viridiplantae; Streptophyta; Magnoliopsida; Malpighiales; Euphorbiaceae.
CGCACGCAGUCUUUCUCUUACCAAAACAAAACCCAUCUCUGAUCUAUUUUUUUCUCAACCUAACCCUAACCCCCAAACCAAAAUACUACCCUACCCCCUUACAAACAAAAAAAGGUCGAGACUUUAGGCCCAUCUUCUCUCUUCAUAUCUCCUAAUACUUAACCAACGGAACCCCACAGUUCUUAUGCUAAAUUCUGCUCUGAAUUUGGUGGGUGACACCAAAAAUUCACCCAUGUUUCCUUUCUUGGUGAGACCUAGCUAGCUAUUACUCCCAACUUCAUUACCCGACUUCCUCGUCUUCUUAUUUUCUUCUUAUUUAUUUCUCUCUGCUUAUUCCACUAUAGCUGUUUCCUUCAGCUCCUCCACAAACGUUAACGUUUAGUGCUACUUUUUGUCUUUCCAUUAGUUCUUUUGGUGGUCUCUCUACCCACUUGGGUCUUGUUUAAGUGAAUAGGGCUGUUUUUUAGAUACUAAAAGAAAGAGAUAAAGUCAAAGAAACAAAACAAAAAAAAAGGGCAAGAAUAUGGAUCCAGUAACGGCUCAUGGGCAUUCUCUUCCUCCUCCUUUCCACACCAGAGACUUCCAGUUACACCAGCACCAAUUUCCCGGCCACCACCAGCAACAAAACUCAGAAGAUGAGCAAAGCGGCAGUAGUAGUGGCGCCGGCCUUAACAAGUCCCAGAAACGAGAGCGAGAUGAAACUAGCAAUAACAACAGCGAAGGCAAAGAACUGAUCCCAACUGGCCCAGGUGGAGGAGAGAUCAAUAGAAGACCCAGAGGCAGACCCGCCGGAUCCAAGAACAAGCCUAAGCCCCCAAUCAUCAUCACCCGCGAUAGCGCCAACGCUCUGCGCACUCACUUAAUGGAGGUUGCUGAUGGGUGUGAUAUUGUUGAAAGUGUUGCCACAUUUGCUAGGAGGAGGCAAAGAGGGAUUUCCAUUAUGAGUGGAACUGGAACUGUAACCAAUGUAACUCUGAGGCAACCGGCUUCGCCAGGUGCAGUUGUGACCUUACAUGGUAGAUUCGAGAUAUUAUCACUAGCUGGGUCAUUCCUGCCACCGCCUGCACCACCUGCUGCUACGGGCUUGACCAUAUAUUUGGCUGGUGGACAAGGACAAGUGGUGGGUGGGAGUGUUGUUGGUACACUUACUGCUUCAGGUCCUGUUGUGAUUAUGGCUGCUUCAUUUAGUAACGCUGCUUAUGAGAGGCUUCCUCUAGAAGAGGAGGAUCCACAGCUACCUAUGCAAGGGGGUGCAAUUGGAUCUCCAGGAGCUGUUGGGCAACAGCAACAGCAGCAGCAGCAGGUUUUGGGAGAGGCAAACGCGCAGCUCUUUCAUGGAUUGCAGCCUAAUCUCCUCAAUUCAAUCCAGUUACCAGCUGAGGCAUUCUGGGCCACUGGUCGACCUCCCUUCUAACUAAAAGACUGAUUCUCAAGGCUGUAUUAGUUCAGUUUCCCAUCACCUUCAGCUUAGUUAUCAUCAAGAGGUGACAGACUUUGUAGCUAGCUAGAGAAUUUGGGUUGUUGAGCAUUUUCAGGUUUCGUUUCUCUUUUAUUUUCCUGAGUUUCUGUUUUGCAUUUGAUGUUCAUUAGCCUAUAUGCCUGCUUGUUGAUUGAAGGACUGUAAAUUUUAUAUAAGAGGGUCCCCGGUGGUUUUCAUUUCA